AUGUCGGUGAUUGGCCAAUUUCGACUGAUUGUGCCAGGGAGCGCUGCCAAACCUGCCCCCAAGAUGGGGCAGACAUUGGGACAGCUGGGGAUCAACAUGGCGAGCUUUUGCAAGGAGUUCAAUGCUCGGACCACGAAGGUUCGCCCAGACGUCCCGCUGCAGACCACUUUGUUCCCGCGCACCGACCGCUCGUACAAGUUCUUCAUCCGAUCCCCGCACGCGAGUUGGUUCCUACUGCGAGCGGCCCGGCUUCCGAAGGGCAGCGACUUUGGCAACGGCGCGCCUCCAGUGGGGAACAUCACCCUGAAGGAACUGUACCACAUUGCAAAGGUGAAGAGCAUGGAUCCCCAGUUGAUCGGAGUGCCAGUCCGGACGAUCUGUUUGUCCUUGAUGCGCACCGCAAAGGCCAUGGGCAUCCAAAUCACGCGCGAGCUUCAGCCAGACUUCGCCAAGCGAAACGACGAGCCGGUGGAAGGCUUGGAGGAGAGGCGGAAGCAGCUGCGGCUGCUGAACAAGGCUCCGGCUCUCGGAACCGCCGACGUUUCCGCAGGCUCUACAUACGAGGAGAUGGAGGAAGAUCUUGAAGUCGCGUGGGAAACUUUAGAGAUGGCCAGGCGCUGUUGCGAGAUCCAGGGAGACGCGCUCCUGGCACGUUGUCAUCUUCGCCUGGCCGACCUGCUUCUUCUUCAGGGGCACAAAUCCUUGGCGCUGGAGGAGUGCAAGCGGGCAGCGAGCCUUUGCAAGUCCGACGGCGAUCGGGCCACUGCGUCAUCGCGCCUACAAGAAAUCGAAUCAUUG
This is a messenger RNA of Effrenium voratum, 798 nucleotides long. Lineage: Eukaryota; Dinophyceae; Suessiales; Symbiodiniaceae. The record is from the annotation of a GenBank genome assembly.